AGAUUUUAUUUAGCUGCUGUUUCUGUGUUUGUUUGUAUAUAUAAUACUGUUUUUAGUUUAUUGCUUUAUGGUGACACUGUAAUCGUGGCGGUAGAGAGCAGUAUGAGCUGUUUUCACCGGUAACGCUGCCGUUGUUCAGCGUAGAAGAAGAAAGAAAGAAAGAAAACAACAUGGCGGCGUCCACAGAACACGUUGAAGCCGCAUCUGCAGUGACAGAUCCUCCAGAAGUGGACAAAACAGAAGCUCCAGAAACCACCGGAGACCCAGACACCUCAGACUCAGAACAGGCAGGUCAGGAUCCAGACUCGGAUCCGGAUGAGGACGAGCACGAGCCGCCCGGGCCGAAGAUCCGAGAAACCCCGGAGGACAUCCGGCUGGAGGCGAUCGCCAAUACGGUGGCGUUUCACCCGAGCAGGGACAUCCUGGUGUGCGGGGACGUGGACGGGGACGUGUACGCCUACUCCUACUCGUGCACGGAGGGAGAGAACCGGGAGCUGUGGUCGUCCGGACACCACAUGAAGUCCUGCCGCCAGGUGCGCUUCUCCGCGGACGGACUGAAGCUCUACAGCGUCUCCCGGGACAAGGCCGUCCACCUGCUGGACGCGGAGCGGGGACAGCUGGUCACGAGGAUCCGCGGGGCGCACGGGGCCCCCAUCAACAGUCUGCUGCUGGUGGACGAGAACAUCCUGGCGACCGGGGACGACGGGGGCACCCUCAAGGUGUGGGAUAUGAGGAAGGGGACGGCCGUCAUGGACCUGAAACACCACGAGGACUACAUCAGUGACAUCACUGUGGACCAGGCCAAGAGGAUCCUACUCACCACCAGUGGCGAUGGUACCAUGGGCGUCUUCAACAUCAAGAGGCGGAGGUUCGAGCUGCUGUCGGAGUACCAGAGUGGCGAUCUGACCUCGGUGGUGCUGAUGAAGCGGGGCAGGAAGGUGGUUUGCGGCUCCAGCGAGGGGACCAUCUACAUCUUCAACUGGAACGGCUUCGGAGCCACCAGCGAUCGCUUCGCCAUCAAGGCCGAGUCGGUGGAGUGCAUCGUGCCCGUCACCGACAACAUCAUGUGCACGGCCUCCAUGGACGGGUACAUUCGAGCCAUCAACCUCCUUCCCAACCGGGUCAUCGGCUGCAUCGGGCAGCACGUCGGCGAACCCGUCGAAGAGCUCGCCAAGUCCUGGGACUCGCGCUUCCUGGCCAGCAGCGCCCACGACCAGCUCAUCAAGUUCUGGGACAUUUCGAGUUUGCCCAACGCGACUGUCCACGAAUACCGCAAGAGGAAGAAGAAAGACGGCCGAAUGAAGUCUCUCACCAAGAAAGCCCUCGGAGACAACGACUUCUUCUCGGGACUUGUAGAGGAGACGGAAAAGAAGAAGGAGGAGGAGGAAGAGGAGGAAGAGGAGGACAGCGACAGCGACAGUGGCAGCGACUGAAAAGCAGUCCUGCCUGCGGACAGUUUGAAGGGACGUGUCUACUGUUUGUUGGAGGCUUUCAUCCAAAGUGUCUGGAGUAUGUGCACUAGCAUGGACGGCUAACAUUAGCAGGUACUGGACCUCGUUGCUGCCUCGGUUUUGAUACGACUUUGACCUAGAAACAAACCGCCAUUGGCGACUCUGUGGAUGAGGUUCAUUUCCUCACGGACACAAAUACGUGGUGGGAUGAACAGUGAAUGUCCCAGAAAAGCGCACACUCUUUCCUUCAGAAAUACUCAUACUGAACCAAAUAUAAGAACAAAUGAUCAGACACUAAAAUAAUGGGAAAUAAUAGGGCUGGGUAUCAAACCUUCAGUACUUUAUUGGUAGAGACCAAAUGUGUCCAACAGACUUAUAAUCUUAUUUACAAUUUCAAACGAUAACCAGCCCUAUGCUAACGGGCUUGUUAAAGACGUUUUAGCGGCAUUUUUAGCCGGUCUGCUGGGUAAAUUUGUGAUUAAUUUGUAUUAACAUUAAAAUUGUUUUUGUUUUGUUUUUUUCAAUA
This is a messenger RNA of Siniperca chuatsi (mandarin fish), 1977 nucleotides long. It is a transcript of the gene wdr55, whose product is annotated as WD repeat domain 55. Lineage: Eukaryota; Metazoa; Chordata; Actinopteri; Centrarchiformes; Sinipercidae. The transcript has 4 exons. The record is from RefSeq and is a predicted model, not a curated record. Gene Ontology annotation, molecular function: protein binding. The coding region runs from base 171 to 1433 and encodes 420 amino acids.